Messenger RNA from Phycomyces blakesleeanus NRRL 1555(-), 1188 nucleotides. RefSeq lists its product as hypothetical. Gene Ontology annotation, biological process: regulation of translational fidelity; 'de novo' cotranslational protein folding. The record is from RefSeq and is a predicted model, not a curated record. The transcript is spliced from 3 exons. Gene Ontology annotation, molecular function: Hsp70 protein binding; ribosome binding. The annotation marks the transcript as partial. Gene Ontology annotation, cellular component: cytosol. NCBI's taxonomy places the organism in Eukaryota, Fungi, Mucoromycota, Mucoromycetes, Mucorales, Phycomycetaceae.
CGUCUUCUCGAACCCGUUGGACAGCACUUCCUUGCCCACGCCCGUAGAAAGAGAAACAACCGUACUUUCUCUGAGGACGAAAUUCACCAGGCCGAAGAAAAGGCUAGCCAAGUUGUUGAAGAGGAGAAGGUCGACUUUGUCUAUGAGGAUGUUGAUUCCACUACUGUUAACAAUGACCCUACCCAAUGGAAGACCCAGGAUAACUAUGCAGUUUUGGGUUUGACCAAGCUCAGAUAUAAGGCUACUGAAGACCAGAUCAAGAAGGCUCAUCGCCGCAUGGUCCUCCUUCACCAUCCUGAUAAGAAGGCCGACAAGAACGACGAUUCUUUCUUCAAGUGUAUUGCUAAGGCCUUUGAUACUUUGAUGAACCCCGUCAGCCGUCGCCAGUACGAUUCUGUCGAUUUCGGCAUGGCCCACUUUGAUGAUGCUAUCCCUGCCAGCAAGUCUGGACCCAACUUCUACAAGCAGUGGGCAGCUGUAUUUGCUCGCGAAGCUCGUUUCUCCAACAAGCAGCCAGUUCCUUCUUUCGGUAAUGAGGAAUCAACCAAGGAGGAGGUCGAAGGCUUCUACGACUUCUGGUAUAACUUUGACUCAUGGAGAUCUUUCGAGUGGCUUGACAAGGAAGGUGCUGAAGGUGCCGAUAAUCGUGAUGACAAGCGUUACCAGGAGAAGAAGAACCGUGCCCAGCGCGCUCAGCUUAAGAAGGAGGACAAUGCCCGCCUCCGCAAACUUGUUGAUACUUGCUUGAACAUUGAUCCUCGUAUUGCCCUUUUCAAGGCUGAGGAGAAGAAGCGUAGAAAUGCCAAGAAGGAUGCUAAGGCUGCUGCUGAUAAGGCUGCUGCUGAAGAAGCCGCCCGUAAGGCUGAAGAGGAUAAGCUUGCCAAGGAAAAGGCCGAGGCAGAUGCUAAGGAUGCUGCUGCCAAUGCCAAGAAAGAUAAGGAGUCUAUCAAGCGUGCCAUCAAGAAAGAGAAGAAGACUCUCAAGGCUUUGAUUAAGGAUAACAACUACGGUAUGCCAGCUGCUAGCCCCGCAACUCCCUCCGAUAUCGACAGACAGCUCCUUGCUCUUGAUGAUCUUAUUGUUAAGAACAAAGCUCUCCCCGAGCUGGAGGCUCUCCGUAAGAGAUUUGAACAGGCACACAAGGACGGCAAGUUGGCAGAGGUUUACGCUGCAGAAAUUGCCAAAUAA